AUGGCCGCUGCUGCAUGUGCUGCCUUUACCUCCCGGCAGCUGUCCCGUGCAGCCGGGCCACGACUCCCAACAUCCAUAUAUCGACGAGCAUUCGCCUCAAGCCCUUUCCUGCGGGCCCCCACAGCCGCCUCCAACACCUCCGCAUCCUCAUCGCAACCCUCCAAAACGAAAAACAAACACCUGAAAGUCUCCCAGCCCGCCGCCUCAGCAAUAACCCACGGCUCCCUCGUCCCGGGCUCCAUCUUCGAUGAAGACGAGGGAGUAAUGCCCAGCCCCUACGCAAGCACAGAUGGCCGCAAACCCCAACGCCUCACAUCUAAAGACACGGAUGCGGAUGCAACAAACGCCGUAGCCGGUAGGCCCAAAGUCCCCCUCCACGAGCGGGACCAAGACAAUCUCUUCCGUGCGCUCGUCCCAUUCCCUAACCGCCGCGCCCGCUGGGAGAGGAAGAUGGUAAUACGCUCGAUACGGCGACGGGGCCGACUAACGCGGCAAGAAGAAAUCGCACGCACAGAGCGCGAGUCGCUCAGCAAGAGCCACUUCUUCAAGACCAGCGUCAAGAAGCUGAUGAUGGUUGCGCGGCAGAUUGCGGGGAAGAACAUCGACGACGCCAUCUUGCAGAUGCGCUAUAGCCCCAAGAAGGUGGCCAAGGACGUCAAGUUGCAUCUGGAGCUGGCAAGGGAUGAGGCCAUCGUGCUGCACGGGAUGGGACUUGGGAGGAGUCAGAGUCAGAAGGAUACCACUGUAGCCAGUGCGGAUGCGGACGCGGAAGGGGAAACAGGAGCGGCGGGAACUAACACCACCACCACCACCACCGCCGCCGCCGCCGCCGCCGCCGCCACGAGCCCGAUUACCAUAAGGCUCAAAACCGGCCAGCGCAAGACCAUCACCGACCGCACGGCGAUCUACAUCGCGCAGGCGUGGGUGGGCCGCGGCACGUUCGGGCGCGAGCUGGACUACCGCGCGCGCGGCAACGUCAACAUCAUGAGGCCGCCGUAUACGAGCCUGACGGUUGUGCUGAAGGAGGAGAAUACGCGGAUUCGCGAGUGGGAGGAGCGCCACGCGAAGGAGGAGAGGAAGCGCAGGUCGCAGUUGAGGGUUGCAUUGCCGGAUCGGAAGGUUUAUGGGCAGAGGCAGUAUUAUAGUUGGUAG
Blastomyces gilchristii SLH14081 is the source of this 1152-nucleotide messenger RNA. RefSeq names its product mitochondrial large ribosomal subunit. Gene Ontology annotation, molecular function: structural constituent of ribosome. The record is from RefSeq and is a predicted model, not a curated record. Gene Ontology annotation, cellular component: mitochondrial large ribosomal subunit; ribosome. Lineage: Eukaryota; Fungi; Ascomycota; Eurotiomycetes; Onygenales; Ajellomycetaceae. Bases 1 to 1152 code for a protein of 383 amino acids. Gene Ontology annotation, biological process: translation; ribosome assembly. The transcript is spliced from 2 exons.